Molecule: messenger RNA, 1479 nt
Organism: Penicillium diatomitis
Lineage: Eukaryota; Fungi; Ascomycota; Eurotiomycetes; Eurotiales; Aspergillaceae
Product: ribosome biosynthesis protein RRB1
Exons: 3
Coding region: 1-1479 (492 amino acids)
Molecular function (GO): protein binding
Source: RefSeq, a predicted model, not a curated record
AUGUCCAAGAGAUCGGCGGAUGCUGCGGACGAGCAGUCGGCUGCGCUGAAGGCCGGCGAGCGCCCAAUGGUCGACGCGCCCGCGGACGAGGUGGGCGAGUUUGAGGAUGAGUUCGAAGACGAAUUCGAGAGCGAGGACGAGAUACUCGAAGCGGGUGUCGAUGGUCGCCCCGAUGCUGAACGGGAGGAGGAAGAGCGAGAGGCUAUGGAUGUCGACAAACAGACCUUCAUUCCUGGACGGACGAAAUUGGCACCCGGAGAGACCCUCUCGCCCGACCCCUCCACGUACGAUAUGUUGCACACGCUGAGCGCGCCUUGGCCUUGUCUGUCUUUUGACAUUGUGCGCGACUCGCUCGGUGAUAACCGAAAGACUUUCCCCGCCACAGUCUAUGCGGUUGCAGGUACACAGGCCGAGGGCUCUCGCGCCAAGGACAACGAAUUGAUGGUUCUCAAGAUGAGCAGCCUGAGCAAGAUGGAGCGGGAAGGAGAAGAGUCUGACGAGGAGUCCGACUCCGACGACGAUAUGGGCGAGCCCAUUCUCGAGCACAAGUCGAUCCCUCUGGGCUCAACGACCAACCGCAUUCGCUGCCACCAGACUCCGUCACAGUCGGCCGAUUACUCCAAACCUCCGCAGACCUUGACUGCGACCAUGCUCGAAAAUUCCCAGGUUCUCAUUCACGACGUCACAGCCCAUCUCGCCAGCUUCGAUGUCCCCGGAACAGUCCUGCCUCCCUCAGCCUCCAAGCCUCUGUCUACGCUUCGCAUGCACAAGGCCGAGGGCUAUGCCCUGGACUGGUCACCACUGCAGCCCCUCGGUAAACUCCUGACUGGUGACAACGACGGACUGAUCUAUGUGACAACGCGGACUGAAGGUGGAGGCUGGGUGACGGACAACCGACCUUUCACCGGCCAUCAAUCGUCUGUGGAGGAGCUCCAGUGGUCACCAAACGAGAAAAACGUAUUCGCGUCUGCCAGCAGUGAUGGUAGUGUCAAGGUCUGGGAUGUGCGUUCCAAGUCUCGGAAGCCGGCUGUAGACGUGCACAUUUCGAAUACCGAUGUCAACGUCAUGAGCUGGUCGAAUCAGACCUUCCAUCUGCUGGCAACCGGUGCAGACGAUGGGCAAUGGGCGGUCUGGGACUUGCGCCACUGGAAACCCAACAACGCCGGGCGAAUCCGUGCCUCGCCGGUGGCCUCGUUCGACUUUCACAAGGAGCCGGUCACCAGUAUCGAGUGGCACCCGACGGACGACAGUGUUGUGGCAGUUGGAUCUGCUGACAAUACCGUCACUCUGUGGGAUCUGGCUGUCGAGCUGGAUGAUGAAGAGUCUCGACAGGCAGGAAUGGCGGAUAUUCCCCCACAGCUUCUCUUCGUUCACUACAUGGAGUCAGUCAAGGAGGUGCAUUGGCAGAAGCAGAUGCCGGGUACGCUUAUGGCAACUGGUGGUAAUGGCUUCAGUGUUUUCAAGACUAUCAGUGUCUAG